AUGACCACUGCAAAGAGAGCCACCGGUGAUCAAGUGACACCAGAUCAAGCUAUCACAAAGAAACAACAAACUCAGUUUAAAACUACAGAAAAUGGAGAUAUCAAACAAUCUUUUGGCCCUGGUAUAUUUGACCAAGAUUUUAGAGAUUCUUUAAAACAAAGUAUUAGUGAUUCUCAACCUUAUAGAUGGGGUACUAUUAGAGAUUUGAUUGAUGAUACAUUAUUAAGAAAUGUUCGUAAAGAGGUUGAAAAUGAAAUUCAUUUCACUAAAAAAGAAACAGAUAUUUAUAAAGUUUUCCAAAGUGGUGAUUUAGCUAAUCUUUCCGGUUUAGAUUGGGAUGAUUUAUCAAGAUUACCUUCUUUAUUCAAAUUAAGAGAAGCUAUGUAUUCUCAAGAAUUUAGAGACAUGAUUUCUGAAGUUACACAAUCUGGUAAAUUAAGUGGUGUUAAGACAGAUAUGAGUGUUAAUACUUAUACAAAAGGUUGUCAUUUAUUAACUCAUGAUGAUGUUAUCGGUUCCAGAAGAGUUAGUUUCAUUCUUUAUUUACCAGAACCUGACAAGACUUGGAAAGAACAUUAUGGUGGUGCCUUACGUUUAUUCCCUUCGAUUGUUCCAAAUGUUCCAAAACCUGAUCCAUCAGUUCAAUUAGUACCACAAUUUAAUCAAAUUGCAUUUUUCACUGUUCAACCUGGUUUAAGUUUCCAUGAUGUUCAAGAAGUUAGAGUUGAUAAACAAAGAUUAUCAAUCCAAGGUUGGUAUCAUAUUCCACAACCUGGUGAAGAUGGUUAUAUUGAAGGUGAACAAGAAAAAUAUGAAGGUAGAUCAACUUUACAACAAUUAGAAUCAAAAGAAUUAGAAGUUUUCGAUUUCCCAAAAGAAAUUAGAAUCCCUUUUCCAAAACAUGAAAUUAAAAAUUAUGAAAUUGAUGAAUUAAAAUUAAAUGAAUUUGAUUUAACUUAUUUAUCAAAAUUUAUGAAUCCUGCAUUAUUAAUACAACAAGAAAUUUCAAAAUUACAAAAAAUCUUUAUUGAAGAAUCUCUUGUUGAUAUUCAAGAUAUCUUAAAUGAAUCAUAUGCAGAUGAAUUGAAGAAACAAAUAAGGACAACAGAAUUAGAUGAAAUCAUGCCAAAACAUCAAGAUCAAAUUGAAUUUCCUUGGAAAUUAUCUUUACCACCUCAUAAAUGGCGCUAUAUGUAUUUAGAUGGUAAACAAGAAGAAAAUUUAACAGAAUCAGGUGUUGAAUUAGCAAAUAAUGGACCACAAAACUCACCAAAUUUUGAAUUAUUAGCUAAAACUACAAAUCAUAAGACAUCAUUAAAAUUAAUUGAAUUAGCAAAUUUUUUGAAAAGUGUUAGUUUUAAAAAAUGGUUAAGUUUAAUAACUGAUCUUGUACCAGUUUCUGAUCAAAUCUUAGUUAGAAGAUUUAGACCAGGUCAUGAUUUCAAAUUAGCUACAUCUAUAAAUAAUGAAGAUUCAGAACUUGAUGCCCUUUUAGAAGGUACGCUAUGUUUAACUCCAUCUAAAGGUUGGGAAAGUGGUGAAUUUGGUGGGUAUGAAUUAGGUCUUGUUACUGAAGAUGCUCAAGAAGAUGAUGAUCCUGCAAUUUAUAAAGCUUCAAAAGAUGAAGAUGAUUCUGUUGUUGUUAAUAAUCAAGCAAGUUGGAAUAAUUUUUCAUUAAUGUUGAGAGAUCCUUCAGUUUUAAAAUUCAUUAAAUAUGUUAGUUAUAAUGCUAAAGGUAGUAGAUGGGAUAUUUCAUGUCAAUGGAAUGUCAAAACAAAAGGUGAUGAUGAUGAUGAAGAUGAUGAAGAAGAAGAAAAAUAA
Messenger RNA from Hansenula ciferrii, 1821 nucleotides. It is a transcript of the gene TPA1, whose product is annotated as oxidative DNA demethylase. Gene Ontology annotation, cellular component: cytoplasm. The transcript has a single exon. Gene Ontology annotation, molecular function: peptidyl-proline dioxygenase activity; iron ion binding; L-ascorbic acid binding. The record is from RefSeq and is a predicted model, not a curated record. Gene Ontology annotation, biological process: regulation of translational termination; peptidyl-proline hydroxylation. The coding region runs from base 1 to 1821 and encodes 606 amino acids. Lineage: Eukaryota; Fungi; Ascomycota; Saccharomycetes; Phaffomycetales; Wickerhamomycetaceae.